Molecule: messenger RNA, 1921 nt
Organism: Galeopterus variegatus (Sunda flying lemur)
Lineage: Eukaryota; Metazoa; Chordata; Mammalia; Dermoptera; Cynocephalidae
Gene: TSPEAR
Product: thrombospondin-type laminin G domain and EAR repeats
Exons: 9
Biological process (GO): signal transduction
Source: RefSeq, a predicted model, not a curated record
AUGGCCGAUGUGCCCUUCCCGGCCACCCUGUCAGUGCAAGGAGCUCGCUUCUUCGUUGGCAGCCGGAGAAGAGCCAAAGGCUUGUUCACGGGCUUGGUGAGGCAGCUGGUCCUGCUGCCAGGCUCAGACGCCACCCCGAGGCUGUGUCCCAGCAAGAACGCCCAGCUUGCUGUGCUGUCCAUCCCGCGGGUCUUGCUGGGUCUCCCGAGGAGGCCAGAAGAUAACGACGUGCUAUAAUAUCCCUAUGAGACCGGCCUGAAAGUGACGCUGGGAUCCCGGCCACCCUGCACCAAGGUGGAGGAUGCCCAGUUCUGGUUUGACGCCAGCCGGAAGGGACUGUACCUGUGUGUCGGCAGUGAGUGGGUCUCCGUGUUAGCAGCCAAAGAAAGACUGGAUUACGUGGAGGAGCACCAGAGCCUGCUCACGAACUCGGAGACCCUGGGCAUCGAGGUGUUCGGCAUCCCCAAGGUGGGGCUCUUUGUAGCCACAGCCAAUCGGGAGACCACGUCCGCCAUCUACAAGUGGACCGAUGGGAAGUUUGUCUCGUAUCAGAACAUCCCCACACAGCAAGCACAGUCCUGGAGACAUUUCAGCAUCGGGAAGAAGAUCUUCCUGGCUGUGGCCAAUUCUGAACCAAAUGAAAAGGGUCAGGAGUUUUCUGUCAUUUACAAAUGGAGCCACCGAAAGCUGAAAUUCACCCUGUACCAGAGGAUUGCCACCCACAGUGCUCGUGACUGGGAGGCCUUUGAGGUGGACGGGGAGCACUUCCUGGCUGUGGCCAACCACCGGGAAGGUGACAACCACAACAUUGACAGCGUCAUCUACAAGUGGAACCCGCAGACCCGCCUCUUCGAGGCCAACCAGACCAUCGCCACCUCUGGCGCCUAUGACUGGGAGUUCUUCACCGUGGGGCCCUACUCGUUCCUGGUGGUGGCCAACACCUUCAACGGCACCUCCACCAAGGUGCACUCCCACCUGUACAUCCGGCUCCUCGGCUCCUUCCAGCUCUUCCAGUCCUUCCCAUCUCAGGUCUGCAGCGAGUGCCCGCUGGAGAUGGGUGACGUGGGCAAGGAGGGCCCAGCAAGGGCCAGGACUACACUGGCCCUGGGCCCUUAUUCUGAGACCCAGUGCCUGGAUAUGAGGGGAAGCAGAGGUGCAGGCAGGAUGCAGUAUCUGCUCACUUGUUCCCACAGCGCUCUGGACUGGGAGUUCUUUUCAGUGGGAGAAGAUUAUUUCCUGGUGGUUGCCAACUCCUUUGAUGGAAAUACCUUCUCUGUAAACAGUAUUAUUUACAGGUGGCAGGGCUACGAGGGCUUCGUGGCUGUUCACAGCCUCCCCACCCUCGGCUGCAGGGACUGGGAGGCCUUCAACACCUCAGCCGGCUCCUACCUCAUCUACUCCAGCGCCAAGGAGCCCCUCUCCAGGGUCCUGAAGCUCAGGACAGGCUGAAGGGCUACAGGCUGCCUAGGAGUGAGUUGGCAAGGCAGGGCAGGAGCCCAAUACCUCCUGCCCACGCAGCCUGGGGCAGCAGGCAAGGGCCCAGCAGGGCCAUCCGCCCACCUCUCCGCCCUCUCUGAGCUGGGCCCGCUGCCUGGGCCUGUGGUUGUACAAGAGCCACAGCCUGACCAUGUCCUGAGUGGCUCCGUGGUCCUACGGGCUGAAGACCAGAGCUGCCCAUGGGUGCUUGCCAGACUGAGUGCCCUGCAGGGGAUUCACCUUAAAGGAAAGUUUCUAUCAAGUCUUACCUCAAACACGACGGGGCCUCAGGCACACGUCCCCCUGGCGUCAGCCUCGCGGCCAGCGCUCCUGCUGCCCAUACCCAGGCGCGCACACAGGUUUGCUGCUGUGACACGUAUCUACUGCCACCUAUUUAUUGUAUUUUGUCUAUGAGGAAAUAUAUUUAUGUUGCUCCUUACAAAAA